This is a messenger RNA of Salvia splendens (bonfire salvia), 2211 nucleotides long. RefSeq names its product polyadenylate-binding protein-interacting protein 3. Gene Ontology annotation, molecular function: mRNA binding. NCBI's taxonomy places the organism in Eukaryota, Viridiplantae, Streptophyta, Magnoliopsida, Lamiales, Lamiaceae. The transcript has 13 exons. The record is from RefSeq and is a predicted model, not a curated record. Gene Ontology annotation, cellular component: cytoplasmic stress granule. Bases 336 to 1844 code for a protein of 502 amino acids. Gene Ontology annotation, biological process: cytoplasmic stress granule assembly.
GGGUCUCCGGGUACGGUAUAUCAGCAGACAGAGGAAGCCAAAUUCAAUUUCGCCGAAUGCAUUUCACAAUCACAAUUAGCCCCAUUUCCUGAUCCGGGUCCGGAUUUUUCGCGGCUGUAGCCUUCAAAACUACGUCGUUUCAUUGUUCGAUCAAACCUUCUCCGAGAUUGCCUCCCUUUCUCUCUCUACAAUCUACAUCUCCCAUUCUAUUUCCCGUGAGUAAUUCCGGCAUCCUUCAUCGCAGGAUUCAUAGCUUAAUGUGAUUUGUUCCGUGGAAUAAAAAACUCAAGUACGUUUUUACCUGGGUCUAAUUUAUUUGCUUGCGUCGGUUGAAGAUGAAUAUGCAGCAAGUACUCCCACCUAGAUCCUCUUCUAACGGAUAUGGUCACCAUAAAAUCGAAGGAGAUACCGCAACAAGAUUUAACAGUGUAGCAGACUCACAUGAAUCAAAUUCUUGUGAUAGACUUAUAUAUUUAACUACAUGCCUCAUUGGGCAUAAAGUGGAAGUACAGGUGCAAGAUGGAUCACUAUUUUCUGGAAUUUUUCAUGCAAUCAGCGGGGAGGAUUAUGGAGUUAUUCUGAAAAUGGCAUGUUCAGUUAAGAAUGGUUCUCCAGGUCAGAAAAAUGUUUCAGAUUCUUCCGAGCCUCCUUCUAAGACUUUGAUAAUACCUGCUACGGAUCUUGUGCAAAUCAUGGCAAAGGACGUGCCUGUAAUUAGGGAUGGUUUCUUGAAUGAGCUACAACGUGGAAAGCAGCAAGAGCUUAUGACAGAUUCCUGCAUAUCACAAUCUCGGAAUGUAGAGGCGGGGAGAGAAUUGGAGCGAUGGGUCCCUGAUGAAGAUGAUCCUGGGUGUCCUGAACUGGAGAAUAUAUUUGAUGGUCCUUGGAACAGAGGCUGGGAUCAGUUUGAGGUAAAUAAAACUUUAUUUGGAGUUAAGAGCACCUUUGAUGAAGAGCUUUACACUACGAAGCUCGAUAGAGGCCCUCAAAUGAGAGAAUUAGAAAGAGAAGCUCUAAAGAUAGCUAGAGAGAUUGAGGGGGAACAAACCCUUGAUCUUCAUCUCGCAGAGGAAAGAGGUAUUCAAAUUGAUGGGAACAUUGAGAUAGAUGAAGAAACUCGCUUUUCUUCAGUCUACCGGGGAAAUCAUGAGAGAUCAUAUGAAGAUAUUGUGAAGACAGUAUUGGAGGAUGAAGAAAUGCAAGAUGUACAUGAUCGGAGAGCAUCUAAAGCCGAGGGUUCAAACUCAUUGAAUAAAGAAAGCUGUCUGAAGGUUGGAUUAUCUGCGAAUGCUACUGCAUUUGAUCCAUCACGUUUUUCAUCCAAAGUUCAGGAUAAGGAAAGCUUCUUCAACGAGUUACCAAAGGGUUCAUCAUGUCCUGACUCACAAGGGGUAGCAACCUCUCUUGCCCGGACCAGUAGCUCUGCAUCGUCCGCAUCUGAUCGCGGAGGAGGUACCUCAACUUCUGCUGGCCGUGGAUUGUCUCCUAGUUCAUCUGUUGCUUCGCUGUCUUCAGAGAAGUCAACACUUAAUCCACAUGCCAAGGAAUUUAAAUUUAAUGCAAAUGCUAAGAGCUUCGUCCCAUUUCAGACACCUAGACCGAUUUCUCCUAUUGCAGAUAAUUCCUUCUACUAUCCACCUAUGGCUACUGCAACACAUAUGCAUGGCAUGCCAUCUGGUGUUGGGGCUGGACCUUUGUUUACUGCACAUCCGCCAGUUAUGUAUAAUCCACCGGCUACACCAAUGUCUCAACAAUUUUACCAUCCAAACGGACCUCAGUAUGGACAACAGAUGACAGUAGGACAACACUGGCCAGUUUACUUCAUGCCCACAUAUCCACAUUAAAUGCAGUACAAGUGAAGGGAGAGUUUUGCUAAAUGAUGGCAAACACCACCUACAUGUUGUGUUUUUGGGGAUUCGGAUUUUUUCAAGGCUGUUUGGGAUUUUUUGGUGUGAGGCAAGCAGCCGAUGUGUUAUUAAGUGGCGGUCGAGCUUGAGUCGACGAGAGUGAUGAGACCAUGUGACAUUAGGGGAUUUCCCCCCCUUCCUACUGGUUUUAACAAUUUUUCUAAGGCAAUGAGUGAUUUUCACAUCCUUAACUUUGGUGGUGGUCUAACAUAGAGUUAUGUAUUCCUUUUGAAUUUUUUGUCUGGGUUUGAUAUGAAUCGAUAAUUAAUAUGUUGAUUAUUAGUUAGUUAAAAUUUUUGCUAAA